GUGUGUGUGUGUGUGUGCGUGUGUGUGUGUGUUGUUAGCUCUACCGCUUAGCUCAAGCUGUCAAUACGUUGCAGAAAAGAAGUCAAAGUCGGCGUGCAAUCGCGACCAAUACUAAUUUAAAUAGCGGUUGUUUUAGGAGGUCCGGCAUGAACAGGGUCUCGAGACUCAUUUUUGCAGCUAGUCCAUGAAGGAUGUGUGUGGGGUUUUUUUCUUUUGCUUUUAGCCGACCGGCUAGCUAAGUUUGGGAAGUGAAGAGAGACGGGAGCAAAGCAAAACAGGACCGAGAGCUGCUUCCACAGACCUAUGCGACUGAAACCAGGUGAGUGAGUGAUGGAGGCAAGAGAGUUGUACGUGGUGGCUGGAAGCUUCAUCGGGUUCCAACUGUUCUUCUCUGGCGUCAGCCCAUUAGUGUCGUCUACGUUAACACGGGGCUAUGGGAAACUCCCACCGAACAAAAUCAAUGAGUGGAAUUCCAGGCUUGUGUCCACUGUCCACGCGAUGAUUGUCGGCCUUUUCUGCCUUUACAUCUUGUGGUUUGAUGACGCCGUCAACGCAGAUCCAGUCUGGGGAGAUCCAAAUUUGGUCAAGCUCAAUGUCGCCAUUACAUGUGGCUACCUGCUUUAUGACCUGCUGCUGCUAGCCUGCAACUGGAGCACCAUGGGAGACAGCUUUUUUGUGUGUCACCACUUGGCGGCACUCUACGCAUAUGGAUAUGUGCUGACACGUGGGGUGCUUCCAUAUUUUGCAAACUUCCGACUUAUUUCGGAAUUAUCAACACCGUUCGUGAACCAAAGGUGGUUCUUUGAAGCACUGGCGUACCCUCGCUCUCACCGGCUGGUGGUGGCUAACGGCGUGGCCAUGGCCGUGGCCUUCUUCCUGGUUCGCAUCGCUGUGAUGCCGCCAUACUGGGUGAAAGUGUUCAGUACAUUCGGCACGCCUGCCUUUGAGAGGCUUGGCCUGGGUGCACAGGUGGCCUGGAUCGUCUCCUGUGUGUGUCUGGAUGUGCUCAACGUUGUAUGGAUGUAUAAAAUUGCUCGUGGCUGCUACAGGGUCAUCAGUGGAACAAGUGGCAGGAAGAAAGGUGGAAAGGCAAGCUCUGAUGACUUAAACCAUGUCAACAAUCAUAUGGACUGAACAACAACGUAGGCAGGGGACGGAAUUGAAAGUGGCAAACUGGACCACGGUUUUAGAUGUUAGUCUUCCCUGCCAUACCAGGAACAUGGUAGCUGCUGCUUAUUUGCUAACUUGCCGAGAGAGAGAGUGGAGUCUGCAGUGUUCUCUGUUGCCUGGGUUGGAGAUCACCAAGAGGCAUUGUGGGAAAGAACAUCAACAAGCAUUACAGUACAGACCCCUAUUGCUUCAGCCACAAAGUGCCUCAAAACCCAAGGAUCAGAAAUGGAACAUAGAGAUAUACCUUCGAGACAACCUUCGAAUUAUGAAAGCUACCUUGUAAAGAUUUUCUUGUCAGUCGUCUGACAGAUGUACCACCUCUUGGGGUCUUCCGGUUUUUAGACACAGUGAACAUUCACCCAAACACACCACUGUGCCUCUUAUCUACAGGUCUUGGAGCAUUUUCUUUGAACUCCAGUGAUUUUCUUUUUCUUUUUGUGUCUAUUCCAACAUUUCUUUUCAGUUUUUUUUUUGGAAAAGCACUAAAGGCGCCACUGCUCCUCCUAACAUCACAUAAUAUUUGUAAUUUAAUGAUUUAUCCAUUGGUAAAAUCUCAUCUCUACCUCUCUAUCUUGGUACCAAGGCUCUUCUCAUGGACUGAAAUAGACAGAGAAAGAUCUCCAAUCAUGUUGUCAUAACCUGAUAGAGUCCCUGCUCGCAGUAUUACCGUCCAAGCCUCCCUGGGCCUCACCUUUCACAACAAAAUGUGUCUCUGUGGCCAUGUAGGGUGUGAGAAGCUUAAUAAGAGUUCCUGCAGGUGCCUUGUCCAAUGGCAGUGAAAUGCUCAUGUCACCAUCACCUCUUUCAUGCACGUUAGCAUCAUGCUUAUAUAAAGCCUGUAUACACGUGCGUUAGGUGGUUAGCUCGGCUAGCUUGAUUUUCGGCAAUGCUGUGUAUCCAUUCUUUCAGUCUGCUUAAGGCAAACAUGUCUUUUCUCUCUGCUGACAGCCCCUCAAUUUGAUUAGUACUUCUGUCUGGAGCCUGAGUUUGACCUUUCUGUAAUUCUCCUUUUUUUUUUCCCCCUUGGAUUGGUCUCAGUAUGUGGCAUUUUUUUAAAUGUCAAACUUUGUGAGAUUUCUGUUGUUUCUCAUAGUCUAUGGUGCUUCCUACUUACCAGCCAGUGCGUCUAAAUGGUACAUCUGCUUCAGCUGUCAGAACCGACAGCUCUAGCACGUGAAAGCCGACCGUGUCCUUUAUUCAGAAUGUAUUCAUUUGGGAUGUGCAUACAAUUAUUGUUUCCCUGUGUAUAUGCCGGCAGUGCCGUUUUGGCCCGUUUGUCCACUUUUGACUUAAGCACAAAUAAUAAUUUCAGCACCUUGGAUAUCAAAAUGUAUCAGUUAUCGCAGAUAGUCGCAGAUAUCCUGACAUUUAAUUAACACAACACUGACACAUGCUCUAGCACAGGGGUGCACAAGUCCUCAAAGGCCUGGGUCCAGCACACAUUUUCCAGCUUUAGUGCAUCUCUUAAAUCCGGUAAUUAACCGGUAAGUUGAAUCAGAUGUCCUUAAGCAGCGGAAUCACUAAAGUGUGCAGUAUUCUGGCCUUUUCAGGACUGGACUUGGCACUGCUGCACUAGUGUGUUUCUUCACCAAUAAUAUUUGAUUAAUAAGUCCAUUCAUGCAUAAACAUGGCAAUACAUAUGCUUCAUAUUAUAUAUUAAGUUCAGACAUUCAAACACCAAGCAUGACUGCUACGUUUCCUGUGAAUUUACACACUGCUCAGCUGAGUACCUCUGUCUUUUAAAUUCAUUUUGAUUUAAUGAAUUUGUACUGAAUUAUAAUAUGGGGUUUCUGUUUGUCUAAUUGUUUCAUGCAGUGCUUUUUUUUGUAGUAAUACAAACGCUUUAACCCGUAUGAGAGUCAGUAUUUUGCCUCGAAAAAAAGCAUGUAUAGCUCUCAAAUGUUAUUGGAAUUCUGUAUAACCUGGCACUCUGAAAUGUUGCCGGAAAGAGCCGAUACAGCGAGUGGGAAUCGUGGAAAACGUAGUUUAUUGCCUUACAUUGUGUCAGUAAAGAAAUUCUUUCUCAGAUCUUCAGUAUUUCAAGCUGUGACAAGAAUCGGAUCUAUCGGUACAAUUAAAGUUAUUUACUGAGCUGUGCGAGCCAGUGCCGGGUUCUGUAUAUGUAAUUCUAGUGCAAUUCAAUCCAGUGAUGCUGUUCAACAUAAGCUAUGGGUGACGGUUCUGUGCGAGCAGCGGUACGACGUGAUAUGUAGCAUUUGUAGGAUUUCUCUCACGUGCACCUGUGUGGAGCUGCUACCAACAAAUCGCACGUGUGUCCACUUUUGACUGGAAACCACUUCUUGAAAUUGUGUACCUUUUCAGUACAAGUAUAGACAACGUGUUAAUGAAAUGAAACCUUAUAGUAUUUGGAUGAUAGUAUUUGAAGUUGUUAUUUGCACAAGGCAUGCAUUUCAGUUUGGGGAUGGGGGAUUUAUUAGCUGAUAUGAUCACAUUUCUUCAUCAAUUAUAAGGUUACAUAUUUUACAGUUCCUUCAUCAGUUAUAACAUUGCCAUCUCCCAGAUUUAGAUAGUAAACAUGGUACAGCUAAACUCUUUAGGCUGUAAAGUUUAGCACAGGGCAUUAGUAUUAGCAUCUCUGCUAAAGAUUAUUUGUUUUUAUUCCUUUGUACAUUUAGAAAGAAAAGUCAAUGAAAUGCUGUCAUGCUGCAUGCAUAGAAUAUACAAAGAAUUAGUCUUGAUUACCUAGAGUUUCUCUCAAUGAUUUUCAUGUUGUGCAAUCAUUUGGCCAGGCACAUCCCAAGUAAUCAGAUUAUAUAUGGAAUGUGAAUGAAAAGUAACUGAAAAAAUAGACUUAAGCCAGCAAUAAACAAUGGAAAAAAGUAAUAAGUGAGUAAAAGAGUACAAGUAAGAAUAGAACGAUAAUGAUUGUACUUCAUUUUGCAUUUAACUCCCUUUUAUUGUCUUUUACCGCAUCAUGUAUAUUUCCCAUUUGUUUUGAGUCUCUGGAUUUUAAUAUGAAAGUGUAAAUUUAAACUGGGCAUUGCAAGGCUCUGUCUCAAAACUCAAAUAGCAUGAUUUUGACAUAACAGCAGUUGUGUCUUACUUGAAAUUGUCGCUUUUCAAUAAAUCCAAGGGCAUUGAAAAUCAA
Molecule: messenger RNA, 4279 nt
Organism: Hemibagrus wyckioides
Lineage: Eukaryota; Metazoa; Chordata; Actinopteri; Siluriformes; Bagridae
Gene: tlcd4b
Product: TLC domain containing 4b
Exons: 7
Coding region: 331-1134 (267 amino acids)
Biological process (GO): lipid homeostasis
Cellular component (GO): endoplasmic reticulum; membrane
Source: RefSeq, a predicted model, not a curated record